GCUCUCUUUUCUGGACGAUAUUUUUUUACUGGCGCAACCGCAUUGGCAACCAAGCUGACUGCACUAUACUAAUCGCGAUUCUGAAGCUCACCAGGACAUUUAGUUAGAGCUUGCCACCGGUUUGCCCCAUCAGGUACAUGACGCUUGCUCUUAUUGCCUUGUUCUCUCACAUACCAACUUCAGUUUCCCUAUUCAAACUUCAUCUUCCACCAGCGUAGUGGGGAUGGGCGGCUAGGUGGUACGGUACGGUACUCUACACUAGGUACCUAGUCGGGCUAGAAGACCGACGGGCCAGGAGCCCAAAGCCACGUCUGUUUUCGCCUGCUUCCCGUCUCAACUCCUCAUCACACACAUAUCCCGACACAUGUCCCGUUUUUUUUUGUUUCUUUUCAAGAUCUUCGUUGUUGUGUAGUCAAUCGCCUCUAUCCAUCGUUCUCGGUUCUAGAAGACGGGGAUGCAAGCAAGCUGACUAACAAAGGGAAGCUAAACGAAUAAUCGUCAUCGGCCCCCGACAGCACUGAGCACUGAUGGCGAAGACCCCCCUUGUUAACGUCAACUCCACCACGCCCACCGACAAGAUGGCUCCCUCGACGCUCGACCUGUUCAUGUUGACGUUCAACUGCGCCAAGAACUUUAUCGACGUCGGUGUCUUCGCAUCACACCUCAACGCCGCCUUUAAACACAAUGCCACUGUGCUCCCCGAGGUUGUCGUCUUCUCUCUGCAAGAGGUCGCCCCCUUGUCGUAUUCCUUCAUCGGCGGCUACUUUCUCAACCCGUACCUCGCACGUUUCGAAGAGGCCCUGAACCUUGCCGCUACCCGAUACACCAGCGAACCCGACUCCAACGACGCGAGCAGCGAUGCCGCCGACGAUGAUACGAUCUCGGUCAAGCCCACCGCCCCUACCCCCGUACGGCCAUACACCCUGGUGCGGACUCGCAAUGUCGGUAUGACCGCCAUCAUGCUCUUUGCACGCAACCCGGAGUCGAUCCUGCGUGUGCAAGAGGCCGAGGUGGGCUUCGGUGCGGCGGAAAUGGGCAACAAGGGGGCUGUAGCGCUGCGGGUCCUGUACGAAGGUGUAACAACGGACGGCGGGAAGAAGGAGACGGAGCUCACUUUUGUGGCCACCCACCUGGCCGCGAUGGAGUGGAACUUGCCCCGGCGGAACGCCAACUGGGCGGCCAUCAUGCGUGGCCUCACGUUUGAGAACCCGGAAACCCUUCUGAAGCCCAAGAAGAACGAGCCCGGUAGUACAGCGGCACCCGCCGAGGGGAAUGGGCAGACGGACGGUGCCGAAGACGAAGGAGUGCACCUCUUACACGACGAACAUCAUGCCGAGACUCUUGCCCUCCAGGAGCGUCUACAGGAGAUCUCCGUCUUCAAGCCGAGCUCGCACCUCUUUGUCGGCGGCGACCUCAACUACCGCAUCUCCACGACGAGCCCGCCGCCGAUGGCGACGUUCCCCAGCCUGGACCCGGACAGCGAACACCACUACUCUCGCUUCUUCGCCCUGGAUCAGCUGACGAGGGAACGCCAGGCGGGACGGACCCUGCACGGUCUCAGCGAGGCGGAGGUCAAGUUUCCGCCAACCUACAAGUACAACGUGCUGCCACUGGACGACACCCGUCUCAAGGUGGACGGCGUCGAGGACGUGCCGUGGGUAUUUGCCCCUCACCGGUAUCCCGGCUGGACGGACCGCAUUCUGUUCCUCGAUGUCCCCUCAUGGACUAAAGCGGAGCCCCAGAAGAUUGAGGUCAAGUCCUAUGACGCCCUACCCGUGGUGCGCAGCUCGGACCACAGAGCCGUGUUUCUGAGAGCGGCGGUGCCGCUCCUGACGGAGGAAGAGCUAGCACGGCCGUCCCCCGAGGUUCCGACGGCCAACGGGGUGGACCCCCGCCUCGUGCUGCCGGUGGCCAUCGACCCCGAGGCCUGGGAACGCCGGGCGGCGGCGAGACGGAAGGAGAUGUUCGUCGGCUGGAGCAUGUUCCUUUGGUCUACCAAACAGGGUGCGCUGUUGCUGGCCACGCUGUUGGCCGUGGGCGCAGGUGCUUGGUGGCUGAGCCAGUGAGAGCGUGACAGUGGGAUAGUUUGUGACCGGUCUUUUGAUACCCUUUUAUAUACUUGAGGGCCUUCUCGUUGCAUACAUGGAGGACAGAUCGAGCAUUGCGUGGCUUUGGAGAAUCCGGACGGCGCUGGCAAGAGCAAGAGCGUAGUCAUCAGUCAUGGACAGACAGAUGCUUCGAAAAAAAGAACUGCAUGUUUUCACGAUCGGUUUCCCAUGAAUGAUUCCGGGACUUUGCUCGCUUCACCGAGGCCGUGGCCUAAACCACGGGCUGCCUCUCUCUCUCUCUCCGUCUCGCAUGAUUUCGCGGAAGCCUCUGUGUAAGUCGGGUAAAUACCGGGGGGCAUUGGGUAUUAUCCGAAUGACACCGAGGAGCGAGUCAAGCCCGUUUCUGAGGAGAGUCGCCGAUGGAUGCCCGGUACACGGGUUUGACGGUUUUCGACGCAGGGAUGAACCCGUACACCAAGCGGUUUCCUUUCCCUCCUUUCUAUUCUCUGAGCUGUUGAACGAACCCCCCCUCCCCCCCUUUUUUUUUCCAUUUUGUUUUUCGAAUUCGGCCGAGGCGCGCGGCUACGUUAUUUGUCCGCGUCCGCGGGUCGGAGCACCAGAACCGAAUUCCCCGACGGAAAAAGGGGUUACGUAGGCCUUGCUGGACACGGGCGACACGACGAACAACGCCACGGACACACGCACAACGCUCUCAGCCGGCGGGCGGGGGAAGGGCACUCACACAUGGUUUGAAGAGGUUCUUGGCGCUUCCUAGGCUCUGACAUGAACGCUCAAGACUUACCUUUUUCUGAGGGGGCUUGUGAAGCAAGAU
Molecule: messenger RNA, 2880 nt
Organism: Colletotrichum destructivum
Lineage: Eukaryota; Fungi; Ascomycota; Sordariomycetes; Glomerellales; Glomerellaceae
Product: Putative Endonuclease/exonuclease/phosphatase superfamily, inositol 5-phosphatase
Exons: 2
Coding region: 528-2066 (512 amino acids)
Biological process (GO): phosphatidylinositol dephosphorylation
Molecular function (GO): phosphatidylinositol-4,5-bisphosphate 5-phosphatase activity
Source: RefSeq, a predicted model, not a curated record